UUCACUUUGAUAAUCCUCUAACCCCUUUAAUUUUCUCUACAAUUCUAUUUUCUUGCUUGUUCAUUUGGUUGGCCUUCUUUUGUGUUUGGUUGGCUUUUAAGGAAUGGCUGUUUAUGCCAUCUUUUGGUGUCUUAGCAUGGUGCUGCUUCAGAUGGUGACAACACCUUCAAUAGCUAUGGGGAACAGACCAAGAUUUCCUGACCAGGCUUGGAAGUCAUUGAGUCCUCCACCUGCCGAUGACCCUGAACCGGAAAAAUGCCGAGGAAAAACAUGGGCUGUCCUUGUGGCCGGUUCCAAUGAGUGGUAUAAUUACCGCCAUCAGGCUGACGUAUGUCAUGCAUACCAAAUACUGAAAAAAGGAGGCUUGAGAGAUGAAUACAUUGUAGUGUUCAUGUACGAUGACAUUGCCAAUAAUCAAGAAAAUCCCAAGCCUGGUGUCAUCAUCAAUCGACCUCAUGGGGAUGAUGUUUACAAGGGUGUUCCCAAGGACUAUACAGGGAAGCAUGCAAAUACUCAGAAUUUCUAUGCUGUGCUCCUUGGAAAUAAGACGGCUUUAACUGGUGGGAGUGGGAAGGUUGUCAACAGUACAAGUGAAGACAGAAUAUUCAUCUUUUACUCUGAUCAUGGAGGCGCAGGAGUCCUUGAGAUGCCCAGUGGUGAUCCUCUUUAUGCUAAUGAUUUCAACGAGGUAUUGAAAAAGAAACAUUCCUCAGGAACCUACAAAGAAAUGGUCAUAUAUGUUGAAGCAUGUGAAAGUGGGAGUAUCUUUGAAGGUCUAUUGCCGCAAAAUUUAAGAAUUUAUGCCACCACAGCUGCCAAUGCACGAGAAGAUAGCUAUGCUACAUACUGUUCUUUUCCUGACACGGCAACGGGAGAGCCAGAAGUUUUUCCAUGCCUAGGGGAUUUGUACAGUGUUUCCUGGAUGGAGGACAGUCAAUUCUUAUGCAGCGAGUCUCACAACCUGAAAAAAGAGACAAUAAAACGGCAGUUCAAGAAGGUCAAGGAGAGGACUUCCGACAACCACACCUAUAUUGGUGGUUCUCAUGUCACGGAAUAUGGGAACACGAGAAUGCAUGCUGAGAAGCUGUACUUGUACCAUGGGUUCAAUCCAGCCACCAAAAGCUUCCCUCCAAACGAUACAGACUCCCCCGUCCACAUGGCCGUUGUAGAGCAGAGAAGUGCGGAUUUGUUCUUCCUGCGGAAUCGGUACAAAAGAAUGAAAGAUGGCUCUGCAGAAAAGGUUAAGCUCCUCGAGCAAAUUACCAACACGGAGAAUUACAGAAAACAUUUGGAUGGGAGCGUAGAUAUCAUUGGAGCUUCUCUGUUUGGUCAGGAAAGGAGUCCUUCAGUUCUUACUCAUGUCAGGGCACCCGGUCUGCCUGUUGUUGAUGACUGGGAAUGUCUGAAGUCAAUGGUUCGAGUUUUUGAGACGCACUGUGGUCCGUUAACCCAAUACGGGAUGAAACAUAUGCGGGCAUUUGCAAACCUUUGCAACAGCAGAAUCACCGUGUCUGCCAUGGAGGCAGCUUGUAAGUCUGCAUGCAAGGGUCAUUACUUGGGGAGGUCGGAUCCUGCAAAACGCCAUAUUAAUGCCUGAUCAAAGAAAGGCUUAUAGGCGAUACAAUACUCUCGUAAAACACUUAUAUAUUAUCUUUAGAUAAUCAAAAUCUCCCUUUAAUCUCCUGAAUUUAGUAGUGUGUCCUUUAAUUUCCGAAGUGGCAUGGUGUCGCAGAAUCCCUUGGAGAGCUCGAAAAUUCCAAUAAGAACUCUAAUUACAAGAGAAAAAAUGAUCCAUUUCGAUUGCAAUAGGAUAUGCAAAUUCGAAUAAACAUUUUUCCUGCUUAUCUUGUCAAAGAUAAGAACCACAGGACCACCAUGCAGCUUUCAUGAACAUAACGCGCAGUUUUUGUCAA
Messenger RNA from Coffea arabica (coffee), 1913 nucleotides. NCBI's taxonomy places the organism in Eukaryota, Viridiplantae, Streptophyta, Magnoliopsida, Gentianales, Rubiaceae. The record is from RefSeq and is a predicted model, not a curated record.